GUAUCCAGAACGCAUUAUCGCGCAUACGUCCAUAAGUUCCCGUUGCAUCCCGUUCAAUGGUGCACCCGAGUGCCACUAAUCUGCCUCCAUAUAGUGGAGUGGCACUUGCCGGAUUGAUGUCUAUGAAAAUUUAGACGUGAGCAAUGCCUACCAUUGGAAGUCUCUGCGAGUCAGAGGGGGUACCACGGGAAAGAUGGUCGACAAGGAUCUACUAAUUGGCCCAAGGAGUUUGAAGAAAUGAUCGAUCUGUGGAAUAAUAGGCAAGAUCAAGAGAUUGUGACGGCAUCAGCUGUGGGGCGAAUGGGCUACCAAGACCCAUACAAGGAAACAUACCGAAGACAAUCUGUACGUUACAUGACCCCCGAAGGUGCGGCGGACGGAGCUUUGGUUGCUGGCAUCAAGCGUAUACAUGACCUCGCUCGUACUGCAGAUCCUUUGCGGUGGGGCAAGAGGUGGGGCUCAUUCGAAGGAUAGCGAACAGUC
Linum tenue is the source of this 483-nucleotide messenger RNA. NCBI's taxonomy places the organism in Eukaryota, Viridiplantae, Streptophyta, Magnoliopsida, Malpighiales, Linaceae. The record is from the annotation of a GenBank genome assembly.